Molecule: messenger RNA, 2919 nt
Organism: Rangifer tarandus platyrhynchus (Svalbard reindeer)
Lineage: Eukaryota; Metazoa; Chordata; Mammalia; Artiodactyla; Cervidae
Source: the annotation of a GenBank genome assembly
AUGGAUCUCAACAGUGCCAGUACUGUGGUUCUUCAGGUCUUAACACAGGCCACCAGUCAGGAUACUGCCGUGCUAAAACCCGCUGAAGAGCAGCUGAAGCAGUGGGAAACGCAGCCGGGUUUCUAUUCAGUGUUGCUGAAUAUUUUCACAAACCACACUCUGGAUAUAAAUGUAAGGUGGCUUGCUGUGUUGUAUUUUAAAAAUGGAAUUGAUCGCUACUGGAGACGUGUAGCACCUCAUGCUCUCUCAGAGGAAGAGAAAUCUACCUUGCGCGCAGGACUAAUCACCAACUUCAAUGAACCGAUAAACCAGAUUGCAACUCAGAUUGCCGUGCUGAUUGCAAAAGUUGCUCGAUUGGAUUGUCCUCGACAGUGGCCUGAACUGAUUCCCACUCUUAUAGAAUCUGUGAAAGUCCAAGAUGAUCUUCGACAACACAGAGCGUUACUUACCUUCUAUCAUGUUACCAAGACUCUGGCGUCUAAACGACUAGCUGCUGAUAGAAAACUGUUUUAUGAUUUAGCUUCUGGAAUUUAUAGUUUUGCCUGCUCUCUGUGGAAUCACCACACAGACACAUUCCUUCAACAAGUUUCUUCUGGCAAUGAAGCUGCAGUUCUAAGUUCACUUGAACGAACUCUACUAUCCUUGAAAGUGCUGCGUAAGUUAACUGUUAAUGGAUUUGUGGAACCUCAUAAGAAUAUGGAGGUGAUGGGUUUUUUACAUGGAAUAUUUGAACGUUUAAAACAAUUUUUGGAAUGCAGUAGAAGUAUAGGUACAGAUAAUGUAUGUAGAGAUAGACUGGAAAAGACCAUCAUUCUUUUUACUAAAGUGCUUUUGGACUUCUUGGAUCAGCAUCCCUUUUCAUUUACUCCUCUAAUUCAGAGAUCACUGGAAUUUUCUGUAAGCUAUGUGUUUACAGAAGUUGGUGAAGGUGUUACAUUUGAACGAUUCAUUGUCCAGUGCAUGAAUCUUAUUAAGAUGAUUGUCAAAAAUUAUGCUUAUAAGCCAUCCAAAAAUUUUGAAGAUAGCAGCCCUGAAACUCUGGAAGCUCAUAAGAUUAAGAUGGCAUUCUUCACAUAUCCUACUUUGACAGAGAUAUGUAGAAGAUUAGUCUCUCAUUAUUUUCUGUUAACUGAAGAAGAGCUGACAAUGUGGGAAGAAGACCCAGAAGGCUUUACAGCGGAAGAAACAGGGGGAGAUUCUUGGAAGUACAGUUUGAGGCCAUGCACUGAAGUAUUAUUUAUAGAUAUAUUCCAUGAAUAUAAUCAGACUCUAACUCCUGUACUUUUAGAAAUGAUGCAAACACUUCAAGGUCCCACUAAUGUGGAAGAUAUGAAUGCACUAUUAAUCAAAGAUGCCGUGUAUAAUGCUGUUGGAUUAGCGGCUUAUGAGUUGUUUGACAGUGUUGAUUUUGAUCAGUGGUUUAAAAACCAGCUUCUUCCAGAAUUGCAAGUCAUUCACAAUAGGUAUAAGCCAUUGCGGCGCAGGGUGAUUUGGCUCAUCGGUCAGUGGAUUUCUGUGAAAUUCAAGUCUGACUUAAGACCCAUGUUAUAUGAAGCAAUAUGUAACUUGCUUCAGGAUCAAGACUUAGUGGUAUUAUUCCUUAACCGCUCUUCACCUGUUGAUGAUUUUGAGUUUAGAACAGAUCAGUUUCUGCCGUAUUUGGAAACCAUGUUCACACUACUCUUUCAGUUACUUCAGCAAGUUACAGAAUGUGACACAAAGAUGCAUGUUUUACAUGUCCUUUCUUGUGUGAUUGAAAGAGUCAACGUGCAGAUACGACCGUAUGUAGGAUGUUUGGUACAAUAUUUGCCUCUUCUUUGGAAGCAGAGUGAAGAGCACAAUAUGUUGAGAUGUGCUAUUCUGACAACACUUAUUCAUCUUGUUCAGGGAUUAGGAGCAGACAGCAAGAACCUGUACCCUUUCCUGCUCCCAGUUAUUCAACUGAGUACAGAUGUUUCCCAGCCUCCACAUGUUUAUCUUCUGGAAGAUGGUUUAGAAUUAUGGUUAGUGACUUUGGAAAACAGCCCAUGUAUUACACCAGAGUUGCUUCGUAUAUUUCAGAAUAUGUCACCACUUCUAGAACUGAGUUCAGAAAGUCUCAGAACCUGCUUUAAGAUCAUCAAUGGUUAUAUCUUUUUAUCAUCAACAGAAUUUUUACAGACCUAUGCAGUAGGUCUAUGUCAGUCCUUUUGUGAACUGCUAAAGGAAAUUACUACAGAUGGUCAAGUUCAAGUGCUGAAGGUUGUGGAAAAUGCCCUUAAAGUGAACCCAGUAUUAGGCCCGCAAAUGUUUCAACCAAUUCUACCCUGUAUUUUCAGAGGUAUUAUAGAGGGGGAGAGGUAUCCUGUAGUAAUGUCAACAUAUCUCGGAGUUAUGGGUCGAGUCCUGCUACAAAACACUAGUUUUUUUUCUUCACUUCUUAAUGAAAUGGCACAUAAAUUUAAUCAAGAGAUGGACCAGCUUUUGGGAAAUAUGAUUGAAAUGUGGGUUGAUCGCAUGGACAAUAUUACCCAGCCUGAAAGAAGAAAACUUUCAGCUUUGGCUUUGCUUUCUCUUCUGCCAUCUGAUAAUAGUGUUAUCCAGGAUAAAUUCUGUGGUAUUAUAAACAUCUCAGUGGAGGGCCUACAUGACGUCAUGACCGAAGAUCCUGAAACGGGAACUUAUAAAGACUGUAUGUUAAUGUCUCAUCUUGAAGAACCGAAAGUAACAGAAGAUGAAGAACCACCCACAGAACAGGAUAAGAGGAAAAAGAUGCUGGCCUUGAAGGACCCCGUGCACACCGUGUCCCUGCAGCAGUUCAUCUACGAGAAGCUCAAGGCCCAGCAGGAGUUGCUGGGAGAGCAAGGCUUCCAGUCCCUCAUGGAGACGGUGGACACCGAGAUCGUCACCCAGCUGCAGGAGUUUCUGCAGGGCUUCUGA